Colletotrichum truncatum is the source of this 1596-nucleotide messenger RNA. RefSeq names its product MFS glucose. Gene Ontology annotation, biological process: carbohydrate transport; transmembrane transport. The record is from RefSeq and is a predicted model, not a curated record. NCBI's taxonomy places the organism in Eukaryota, Fungi, Ascomycota, Sordariomycetes, Glomerellales, Glomerellaceae. Gene Ontology annotation, cellular component: membrane. Gene Ontology annotation, molecular function: carbohydrate:proton symporter activity.
AUGUGGCAGGCGAGCAACGUUUACGCCAUUUGCGGCUUCGCCGCCAUCGGCGGUGGCCUCUUCGGCUUCGAUAUCAGCUCUAUGAGUGGUGUCCUCGGAACCCAGGCUUACAAGCGCUACUUCAACGACCCAAAGGAAUAUGCUCAGGGUGGUAUCACCGCUUCCAUGCCCGCGGGCUCCCUGGUCGGAUCUCUCGUCUCGUCCUUCAUCGCCGACAAGUACUCUCGUAAGAUCGCCCUGCAGUUCUCCUGCUUGCUCUGGAUUUUGGGUGCCAUUCUCCAAUGCGCUUCCCAAAACGUCGCCAUGCUCUGCGUCGGCCGUGUCAUCGCCGGAAUGUGCGUUGGUAUCGCCUCCUCCAUCGUUCCCGUCUACCAGUCCGAGAUCGCACCAAAGGAGAUUCGUGGCCGUGUCGUUUCGCUCCAGCAGUGGGCUAUUACCUGGGGUAUUCUCAUCCAGUACUUCAUCCAAUACGGCGCCGCCCAGGGUUGGGGUGGUCCCAAUGACCCGAACCAGGCUACCGCCGCCUUCCGAAUCCCGUGGGGUGUGCAGAUUGUCCCUGCCGUCGUUCUGCUCAUCGGUCUCUUCUUCUGCCCUUACAGCCCUCGUUGGCUCGCUGCCCACGACCGCUGGGACGAGGCUCUCAAGGUUCUCGCCUCCCUGCAAGGCGGCGGUGAUGUCAACCACCCCAAGGUCCUCGCUCAGUACCAGGAAAUUGAGGAGGCUCUUCGAUUCGAGCGCGAGGAAAAGAUCAACAGUUUCAAGGCGCUCGUUGCUCCUCGCAUGUACAAGCGUGUGCUUUUGGGCAUGAGCAUUCAGAUGUGGUCUCAGCUGAGUGGCAUGAACAUUAUGAUGUACUACAUCGUCUACAUCAUGCAGGGUGCCAACAUGGGUGACCCUCUUACCACCGCCUCCAUUCAGUACGUCAUCAACGUGGUGUUGACCCUGCCCGCUAUCAUCUUCAUCGACAAGCUCGGUCGUCGCCCGCUCCUCGUCGGUGGUUCUUUCAUGAUGAUGACAUGGCUGUUCAUCUCUGGCGCUCUGCAACAAUACUACGGCUCCCCCAACACUGACGAGACUCGCACCCCGGAAAACGAGUCCGUCUCCUGGUUGGUCAUUGGAAACAAGCCCGCUUCUGCCGCCAUUGUCUCCUGCUCUUACCUUUUCGUUGCCACCUUUGCCACCACCUGGGGUCCCGUCUCCUGGACUUACCCCGCCGAGAUCUUCCCCAGCAAGAUCCGUGCUAAGGCUGUGUCUCUUGCCACCUCUACCAACUGGUUCUGGAACAUGGUUUUGGCUUUUGCCGUGCCUCCUUUGCUGUGGAACAUCAACUACAAGAUGUACUAUAUCUUCGCCACCUUCAACGCCUGUGCCUUCCUCCACACUGCCUUCUUCGCUCCCGAGACCAAGGGAUUCACUCUCGAGGAGAUGGACGACGUCUUCAACUCUGGCGUUCCCGCCUGGAAGACCCAUCACAAGAAGUCGCGUCUCGACGACCUCGAGAACGAGAUUGCCACCGGAAACCUCAAGGUCGCCCACCGCGGCGGCGUUCAGGCCGAGGAGGUUGUUCACGAGCCCGAGAAGAAGACCACCGUCUAA